Messenger RNA from Choloepus didactylus (southern two-toed sloth), 6068 nucleotides. It is a transcript of the gene NCBP1, whose product is annotated as nuclear cap binding protein subunit 1. The transcript has 23 exons. The record is from RefSeq and is a predicted model, not a curated record. Gene Ontology annotation, biological process: mRNA export from nucleus; regulation of mRNA processing; nuclear-transcribed mRNA catabolic process, nonsense-mediated decay. Gene Ontology annotation, molecular function: protein binding; RNA cap binding; mRNA binding. The coding region runs from base 293 to 2665 and encodes 790 amino acids. Lineage: Eukaryota; Metazoa; Chordata; Mammalia; Pilosa; Megalonychidae. Gene Ontology annotation, cellular component: nucleus; nuclear cap binding complex.
CAGGAAGCAGCCGCGAGGCGCAGGAAGGCCAAGAGGGGCGGGGAUCGGUUGCCUGCCGCGCCGACGCCCGGGACCUGGCGAUCCUCCUGACGCGGGCCCUCCUACAGCCGAGCCUUCGAAGCCACCCGGCCGACCUUCUUCCUUGCGCUUCCGGAAGCCGACGCGAACAAGUGCGCCUGCGUGCCGGGGGAUCCGCGCGCCUCUCGGCUCUCCUCGCGCCGGCCCGCUGCCGGUCGGUUCCUGCCGCUCCUCGCUCCCGGCGUCUCGCCUCAGAAGCGCACUGACGUGCGGCAUGUCGCGGCGGCGGCACAGCGACGAGAAUGACGGAGGACAGCCUCACAAAAGGAGAAAGACCUCUGAUGCCAAUGAAACUGAAGAUCAUUUGGAAUCUUUAAUAUGCAAAGUAGGAGAAAAGAGCGCCUGCUCUUUGGAGAGCAACCUAGAAGGCUUAGCCGGUGUUUUGGAAGCUGAUCUUCCUAACUACAAGAGCAAGAUCUUAAGGCUUCUUUGUACAGUUGCACGUCUGUUACCUGAGAAGUUAACAAUUUAUACAACAUUAGUUGGACUGCUGAAUGCCAGGAAUUACAACUUUGGUGGAGAAUUUGUAGAAGCCAUGAUUCGUCAACUUAAAGAAUCAUUGAAAGCAAACAACUAUAAUGAAGCCGUAUAUCUGGUCCGUUUUUUAUCUGAUCUUGUGAAUUGUCAUGUAAUAGCUGCCCCAUCCAUGGUUGCUAUGUUUGAAAAUUUUGUAAGUGUAACUCAGGAAGAAGAUGUGCCUCAGGUACGACGGGAUUGGUAUGUGUAUGCAUUUCUGUCAUCUUUGCCCUGGGUUGGAAAGGAGUUGUAUGAAAAGAAAGAUGCAGAGAUGGAUCGCAUCUUUGCCAACACUGAAAGCUAUCUUAAGAGACGCCAGAAGACUCAUGUACCCAUGCUACAAGUAUGGACUGCUGAUAAACCACAUCCACAAGAGGAGUAUUUAGAUUGCCUGUGGGCCCAGAUUCAGAAAUUGAAAAAGGAUCGCUGGCAGGAACGGCACAUCCUAAGACCUUAUCUUGCCUUUGACAGUAUCCUGUGUGAAGCGCUGCAGCACAAUCUGCCUCCUUUUACUCCACCUCCUCACACGGAAGAUUCAGUGUACCCGAUGCCACGGGUUAUCUUUAGAAUGUUUGAUUACACAGAUGAUCCUGAGGGACCCGUUAUGCCAGGGAGCCAUUCAGUAGAAAGAUUUGUGAUAGAAGAGAAUCUUCACUGCAUCAUUAAGUCCCAUUGGAAGGAAAGGAAGACUUGUGCCGCGCAGCUAGUAAGCUACCCGGGGAAGAGCAAGAUCCCCCUGAACUACCACAUAGUUGAGGUGAUCUUUGCAGAGCUGUUUCAACUUCCAGCACCCUCUCACAUUGACGUGAUGUACACGACGCUUCUUAUUGAACUGUGCAAACUUCAACCUGGUUCUCUACCCCAAGUUCUUGCACAGGCAACUGAGAUGUUGUACAUGCGACUGGACACAAUGAAUACCACCUGUGUAGACAGGUUUAUUAAUUGGUUUUCCCAUCAUCUAAGUAACUUCCAGUUCCGCUGGAGCUGGGAAGACUGGUCAGAUUGUCUUACUCAAGACCCUGAAAGUCCCAAACCAAAGUUUGUCAGAGAAGUACUGGAAAAGUGUAUGAGGUUGUCAUACCAUCAGCGUAUAUUAGAUAUUGUGCCUCCUACCUUCUCAACUCUGUGUCCUUCCAACCCAACUUGCAUUUACAAGUAUGGAGAUGAAAGUAGCAAUUCCCUUCCUGGACAUUCUGUUGCCCUCUGUUUAUCUGUUGCAUUUAAAAGUAAGGCAACCAAUGAUGAAAUCUUCAGCAUUCUGAAAGAUGUUCCAAAUCCUAACCAGGAUGAUGACGACGAUGAAGGAUUCAGUUUUAACCCAUUGAAAAUAGAAGUCUUUGUACAGACUCUGCUACACCUGGCAGCCAAGUCGUUCAGCCAUUCCUUCAGUGCUCUUGCAAAGUUUCAUGAAGUCUUCAAAACCCUGGCAGAAAGUGAUGAGGGGAAGUUACAUGUUCUAAGAGUUAUGUUUGAAGUCUGGAGGAACCACCCACAGAUGAUUGCUGUACUAGUGGAUAAGAUGAUUCGGACGCAGAUUGUUGACUGUGCGGCAGUAGCAAACUGGAUUUUCUCUUCAGAAUUAUCUCGUGACUUUACUAGGUUGUUUGUUUGGGAAAUUUUGCACUCCACUAUUCGGAAGAUGAACAAACACGUUCUGAAGAUCCAGAAGGAGUUAGAAGAAGCUAAAGAAAAACUUGCAAGGCAGCACAAACGGCGCAGUGAUGAUGACGACAGAAGCAGUGACAGGAAGGACGGGGCUCUUGAGGAGCAGAUAGAAAGACUGCAGGAAAAAGUGGAAUCAGCUCAGAGUGAACAGAAGAACCUCUUCCUUGUCAUAUUUCAGCGUUUUAUCAUGAUCUUAACCGAGCACUUAGUACGGUGUGAGACUGAUGGGACCAGUGUCUUAACACCAUGGUUUAAGAAUUGUAUAGAGAGGCUCCAGCAGAUCUUCUUACAGCAUCACCAAAUAAUCCAGCAGUACAUGGUGACCCUGGAGAACCUUCUCUUCACUGCCGAGUUAGACCCUCACAUCUUGGCUGUGUUCCAGCAGUUCUGUGCCCUGCAGGCCUAAGGGUCAUUUUUUUUUCCUCGUGUUGAGAUUUUUUAAAAAUAUCUUAAAAUAAUUUGUCUUAUUUUUGAUGGUUUGAAUGCUUGCUUUCUUGUAGUAUCCUUUCACUUAUUAAAGGAAACAGAGGGGGAGGGUUACAGUGAGGAACAUGAACACAAUUAGCUUUAAUUACCCCUAAAUGACUUCCUAAUGGCAGUGAUGUGACCUGACCAUAGGACAGUGUAUAUGUGACAGAUACAACUUUUACUGUGAUUCAUUUGAUAUUUUCUCUCUUUAAGGAAGAAAACAAAACAAACAAAAAAAACUGAUCUGAGAUAUGUGAAACACUAGAGAUCAAGCUUACAAAGUAGUAUGUAGAACUGAUGGUUUAUUACCAAGUAGCCUAGCUUUUCACAGCUCAUGGAUAACCUAACAUGACUGAAAUAAAACUAAAAGUAUGUUUUUUAAACUUUGGUUUUUCAUGAUUUAUCAUCUCAGUUUGCUUUAAAAUUGGUGAUUUCUUAAUGAAGGUGUACUUAUCUCCACUUGAAAUUUUCUCUUCAAAAUGUUUUUAAGUAAUAUCUUACUAGGUAUCUAGCUAUCUAGAAGCUAACUACUUAUGAGUAUAUAAAAUUUGACUACUUAGAGCAGCAGUUCCCCAAAUUUGUCUGAACAUUAGAAUCACUUUAUAAUCAUUUAAAAAUUGUUUUAAAAAUUAAAUCACAAUCUCUGGGAGUGGGACACAGACACCAGGGGUGUGGUCUGUCAGGUGAGUCCAUUGUGCACACAGGUUUGGGAACCACUGUCCAAGAGCAUCUGGUCAUUUCCCCCGGCCUCAGAGGGGUUUGUCGAGGUCAUGUAGUGAGUACAGGAUGAAGUGAAACUAGAAAUAGCUAGACUGGUUACAACUAUACUUGGAAUUAGGUGUGGGUUUAGAUUUUGUUCCUGUGAUAUCUGGUUCAAGUAACUACCUAUUCCUGAGCCUGUUUCCUAUAUGGUGUUGAAGCUUAAAUAAGAUAAUAUCAGAGUGCUUUGUAAAAUAAUACACAAGUAUUAGGGAUUAUCUGACAUCACAGAUUUCUAGGACUUUUUAGACUUCUUUCAAUAAGCCUUACCCUUAAGCCCACAAUUACUGGUAGAUUUUUGAACACUUCCAACAUAGCUAUCAUUUUUCCUGACACAAGCUUCUCAUGCAUUAAUCAUUUCCAUAUUGACAUGUGGUCCCUUUGGUUUGCCAUCCUUUUAGUGGCUACCAAAAAUACUCCACUCAAUAGAUGGGAAUUCCUAAAAUUGUUAAAUACCAUUUAAGACGAAGUAAUUAUUCACAAGAUCAGGAUUGCAUGGCAAGCGGUUAACAGAAAGGGGACUAAAACCCAGGUUCUUGGCUAAACACUUUUAUAUUGUUACUCCUUCCCCUUGCUAAGCACAGUACGAACUACUUAACUACUUAGAAAUGAUUCCUAUCCUUGAGACAUCGGCAGCUUUUUAGUUGACCCUGAACUACUGUCAUCCUUUCAUGAUGUACUGCAAAGGUUGACUAGUAACACUCGAUCCGUAUCUAGAGGGAUUUGGAAGUUUUCAUUGCCCUCCUUUUGGACCCUCUUGUCAUACAUAAUGGUUGCUUCUAACAACUGUUCACUGAUGUGUGUCACUCAGAGCUGUUUCUGGCUCCGUCCCAAUCUGGUGGCACUGAAUCUAGGCAAAUGGAAAGACUGAACUAGGGACUGAAUUUUGAGCAAACAUUCAACAGUUUCUUUCUCCAGUAGUGAAGCACACACAGAUAAAAGGAUGGCACAUUGCUCAUGUUCCACCUUGUAGUGAAUCAAUGCUCUGUUCAGUUGUACUGACACCAUUUAACAUGCUUUUGUCUAAGCAAUCAUGUCCUGUUUUCCUUGAUUCCAAAUCUCCCCUCCAGGAAAAUUAUUCAUGGCAACAGUUCAAACGAAGAUAAGGUUUUUUGUUUUUCCUGGAAAGAAUUUAGCUGUGAUUUGUGUAACUUACUAAUCUAUAAUUACACCUGAAAAUUAAAGGUGAGGAAAGAGUUGGCCUGAGUAGAGCCAAUUUAGUUGUCAGUGAUACCUCCAAACCAGGAUGGUCUUAAGUGGAUGAAGGGGAAGUGUGACUAGGAGCACACCUGAGCCAGGCAACACUGUAAACAUAUUGGUCUGGAUGAUGCCACAUGCUCAGUAACUGGUGGCUACCAGGUGCAGGUGUUGCCAAGUCCCCUAUUUAGUCCUCACAGCAGGCCUGUGAAGGCGGGAUUAUUAUGCACACGUUACAGAUAAAAACAGGCCCCUGGAGUAACUUCAGCCCAUGAGCCAGAGCUGGUAAAUAGAAAUUUGAACCUAGGUCCAGUAACCCAAUCCCUAGUUGUCAUCAAGCCGGAAACUUUUUUGUCCCAGGGAAGUCUUGCUGCCCAUUCAGAAUCAAGUUCUGCUGAGCUAUGUAUUAUAUAUCCAUAAUAUAGCACAUAUAGAAAAUCUACAUUUAAAAAAUAUAUUACAGAAAUUAGAGCAAUUAGUAAUCAUAGUCUCAAACCUAAUUUUGGGAAUUUGCCUUGUUUUGACUUUUGCGUUCCUGCAAGCAUAAUCUCCAAGGCUAAUCUAAAGAGAAAAAUAAAAGUGUAAAUCUCCAUGUUUCUUUUGUUUGUAGCAGUAGGAUAAAGAAUCAUAUCCAAGAACAAUUUGAACAUUUAUCUUAAUUUGCCUUUGUUUUUAUCAAAACAGGGCAAAUGCCCUGUAGCCAAGCCUGUGGGACCAUGGGAUCAGAUCCUCUUGCUAGCUGCUGAAACUACUCUGUAAUCACUUUUAGAAGAUACAGGAAAUCUGAGCAGUUCACCUUGACACAGAUGCCUGGGAUGCUGUGAGAAGUACAAAAAAAAAAAAAAAAAAAAACAAAACAGAACUACAUUCUGCUACAGCCUACCCACUGAACCUUAACUGAAACUGGCUCUUAACAGACACACUACUGGGCAGUAUUUAGGCAGGGUCUCAUCCUCUAUGUGAUGUUUACAUUUUGGCUAAUUUUGAAUCGAAUUUGAAAUUGUCUUGAGCUCCUACUCCCUAGGAAAAAUCUAAAUUUCCUUUAUUUAAAUGUAAAAUACUGUAAAACAGGUCACUGAACUAAAAAUCACAUUUUCUCAUAUGUCAGCUCAUGGCCACACACAGUGCAAGUCCUGCGGUACGUGUCAUCUUCGAGGUUUUCCUCCGCUCCGUACUCAUGUUGGUGAACACUUGUCUCCCUUUUCCACACACUACUUCUCACUGCUCGCCGCAAUUCUAAAAUAAAAAUUUAAAAAUCAGUUUUCAGGAGUGUGGAACCCCAAAAUAAAUCCUGUCAGUCUUUUAACCGUGUAUAUAUAAAAUAUAUGUAUUUAAACCACAUAGGGUUUAAAAAGCUAACAAAUAAAACUUGCUCAUAAAAAUUU